AAAGAAAGCUAAAAAUCAAGGUGAACUUCAAUGCAUGGAUCAGAGGAAUGCUCUUGACGCUAGAAAAAAUUGUCCUGGAGCAAAUAAUGUCUUGCGGAAUAAUAUCACUGAGUUAGAUUCAACUGCACAAUCGCAUGAGGAGCGAUCUAGGUCAACUGAAAAUACAGUGCAGAGGAAAAAGAGAAGGAGAAAACAUAAGAAAAUGAAAGCUAAAAAUAAAGAUAAACUUCGAGGCUUAGAUCAGAUGGAUGAUAAUUUGGAAGUUGCCAGUGGUUGCACUGUAGUCAAUAGUGAUUUGCAAAAUAAUCUUAUUGAGUUGGAUUCAACUGCACAAUCACAUGCUGAACAAUCAAAGUUGGAUAUAAGGUUAACUGAAAAUCUUAGAGAAGGAACUAUGCAGAGGAAAAGGAGGAGGAGAAAACAGAACAAAAAGAAGGCUAAAAAUAAAGAUGAACUUCAAAGCUUGGAUCAGAUGGAUGAUAAUUUGGAAACUCCCAGCAUCGGCAUUGGCAUAAGUUGUAAUGUAGGCAAUAAUAAUUUGCAAAAAAAUCUUAUUGAGUUGGAUUCAACUGCACAAUCGCAUGCUGAACAAUCUAAAAUGGGUACAAGGUCAACUGAAAAUCUUGCAGAAGGGUUGGUGCAAAGGAAAAGAAGAUGGAGAAAAGAUGACAAAAAGAGGGCCAGUACUAAAGAUAAACUUCCAAGUGCGAAUUGUAUGUCAAGUCUGAACUUGUCAGAUAUAAAUCAUGGAAUAAGGAAUGACGAUAAGCUAAUUACAAAUGAGAGCACUACCACUUCAUUUCAUUUGGUGAAUGAUACAACGAGUCAUGUUGGCUUAGGUAAACAUAACGAGACUUCCUUGGCACCAGUUGACGUUGAUUCAAAAUCUUGUUCUAAAUUCAUCGAGCAGGGAUCUGGACCUUCGAAGGGACCAAGGGAGAAGGAAGUUGAAAUGUUCUCUUGGGAAAGCCGACAUAUACUUCUUCCUGAUAAGAUGUAUGGUAAAAAUGAGAAAAUCAAGAAUGAGUACAAUGAAGAAGAAAUUAUUGUUAAUGAGGGUAAAGAUUCAGCUGUAUGUUCUUCCUAUGAUGUGGAUGUGACCAAGCAGCUCUACUCUCCUAGUUUGAAGCAAGAUGACUUGGCAAAUGAUUCAUCCCCAUAUCUAGAAAUAGCGCCAGUUGCUUCUGUUAGGAGAAAACUUCUUGUCCUUGAUGUAAAUGGUCUACUUGCAGACAUUUUAAUGCCAGCUCCUACAGACUGUAUUGCAGAUACACAUAUCUUGGGACGGGCUGUUUUCAGGAGACCUUUCUGCGAUGAUUUUCUAAAGUUUUGCUUUGAGAACUUUGAUGUUGCCAUAUGGUCAUCAAGAUCUAAGAAAAUUAUUGAGAAAGUCGUCAAUUAUUUAUUGGGAGAUCUACAACAUAAGUUGCUAUUUUGUUGGGAUAUUUCACAAAGUACUCAAACAGGGUUCAAAACUCUUGAAAACAUGCAUAAACCCUUGGUCAUGAAGGAGCUAAAGAAAAUUUGGGAAAAAGAUGAUCCUAAUUUUCCUUGGGAGAAAGGAUAUUACAACGAAUCGAACACAUUGUUGUUGGAUGAUUCUCCUUACAAGGCCCUUCUCAACCCUCCGCACACUACAAUAUUUCCAUAUUCAUACCGUUACAAGGAUAAAAGUGAUAAUUCUCUAGGUCCUGGAGGUAAUCUUCGAGUUUAUUUGGAAGACAUGUUGAAGUGUGACAAUGUAAAGAAAUAUGUCGAGCAACAUCCAUUUGGUCAAGGUGCUAUAGAUGGGACAAACGAAUUUUGGAGCUUCUACUCCAGGGUUCUUGAGAGUUUAUCGGCUCUAUCUGUCUAGAGACUGCUUUCCAUUGUCAGCAUGCUUAUGGGACCAUGAACCUGAGGAGCAUUAGUGUGUUUUCUUUUGUCUUAGUCUUUAACAUGAGUAAUGCAGAUACAGCAGUAGAUGUAGAUGAGGCGAUGACAAGUUUGACUGGCGAGUAUAAACUUUGCAGAGGGUGUGUACAGUAGCUCUCCCCAUUCUUCUUGUUGUUUAUGAUUCUUUAUAAAAAAAAAAAAAAAAAAAAAAAAAUCUGUUGUAUCUGUAUUUUUUGAGCCAGGAGAUGAAUUUAAAAGAUCUUCUGGUCAUUGACGAGUGUAUUUGUCAUUUUUGAAACGUUGAGAGUUCUAGUUUUAUAUGGGAAAAUCGAGGGAAUGAAGAAAAUAUUAUAUUGUGAGGAUUUUUCAUAUAAUAGUCUUCUUCUCUAGUGAUCGUUGGUGGUUUACCAAACCACAUCUA
Messenger RNA from Olea europaea var. sylvestris, 2296 nucleotides. RefSeq lists its product as uncharacterized. The record is from RefSeq and is a predicted model, not a curated record. Bases 35 to 1855 code for a protein of 606 amino acids. Gene Ontology annotation, molecular function: phosphoprotein phosphatase activity. The transcript is spliced from 6 exons. Lineage: Eukaryota; Viridiplantae; Streptophyta; Magnoliopsida; Lamiales; Oleaceae.